GAUGUUUUAUUGUUAUCGCAUCUCUCUGCCAUUCGAUCAUCUUGCCCAUCGCUCGUCGCUACUCGACCUCUCCUCACCCACAGCAUCAACGCCGUAACCAAGCAAAGCAAAAACUUCUUUAGAGAGAAAGAGGAUGCCGAAGCGGACGACGCACACGUACUCGAGCGAAGACGCGGCGCCCGACGGCCCCGAAUCCGAUCUCUUCGUCUACUACUGCAAGCACUGCGGCUCCCACGUCCUCAUCACCGAUACCCAAUUGCAGAAGAUGCCAAAGCGAAAGACUGACAGAGCGCAUGUGUUGGACAAGAAAAAACAUCUUGCAAGAUUGAAUGUCAAAGAGGCAGGAAAAGUUCUAUUAAAACGCGGUGAGGGAAAACUGGAAAAACAGUUCCGCAUGACUUGUACGGGUUGUGAGCUUUUUGUUUGUUAUCGUUCAGAGGAGGAUUUGGAACUCGCUUCCUUUAUUUAUGUUGUUGACGGUGCACUGAGCUCAGUUGCAGCAGAAACAAAUCCACAGGAUGCUCCUCUGCCCCCUUGCAUAUCACAAUUAGAAGGUGGCCUUGUCCAAGUGGCAAUUGAAGUAGAAGAUCGUGCACAACGUUCAGCAAUUACAAGAGUGAAUGCUGAUGAUGUUCGAGUGAGUGUAGCUGCUCCAGCUGCCCGAGGCGAAGCUAACAAUGAAUUGCUAGAAUUUAUGGGCAAGGUGUUGGGCUUAAGGCUGAGUCAAAUGACGCUUCAGAGAGGAUGGAACAAUAAAUCAAAACUUCUAGUAGUCGAGGACUUGUCUGCUAGACAGGUGUAUGAGAAGCUUUUGGAAGCUGUGCAGCCCUGAUGUAGCCAUAUGUUUGGAGCAGACUUCAUCUUGUUUCAGCAGAUCUGGCCUGUGACUUGAGUGUGAUUGGUAGACUAUUAUUGCUUUUAAACUUUACCUUGAUAUUAUUUGUAGGUGGGUAUAUAUUAUUUGCAUGCUUCUGUCCAGAAGCCUGAGUAUUUAAAGAUGCUCGCUGGAGCAUGGUCUAAAUAGACCAUGAAGCUCUUCUGAAAGAACCUGGAGCUGCAGUUGCUAGUAAUUCCCAAGCAAAUUAAGCCCUACUGUGGGCUGAUAACAACUUGAAUCAAUUAGGUGUGAAAUGGGCUGCUUACAGUGCAUCAUCCCACCGCGAGACAGGACUUGAUGCAUUUGCGACAUUGUUGUAAUCGUAGACCAUGUGGGCAUGGUACAACUUGUUUGCUUAUCAGUCUAAUCAGAAAAGUGGUAACUUCUGUUCUGCAUUCUGUUUAGCUUAUCUCUAAUAUGAAACAUCGAAAUUUAUUCCUCGACUCUCAGGUUGACUUGUAUUUAAUGUAAAACAUGAAAGUUUUAUUCCUUGACUUUCAUGUCUUCUCUUUCCUUGGAUACUUGGUGCCCAACCUGGGGAAAUAAAAUUGAAUGGUGAUGGGUCAUUUGCCUCCAAAAAA
Messenger RNA from Elaeis guineensis (African oil palm), 1458 nucleotides. Its product is annotated as UPF0235 protein At5g63440. The record is from RefSeq and is a predicted model, not a curated record. Lineage: Eukaryota; Viridiplantae; Streptophyta; Magnoliopsida; Arecales; Arecaceae.